GGACAAGCCUGCCGAAGUGCGCCAAUAAAACAACACCUCCCAGCAGGCGUUGCGUCCAGGGGCUUUUCCGAUUGGGCAGCUAGGCCGGUGUGUUCCCGACGUGCCUUGCGCGGGAGGAGCCGACGUGUCCGAGGAGCCGAGAUGGCGGCUGCGGCGACCGGUCAGGGGGAGACCGACGAGCUUUUCGACGUCAGGAACAGUUUUUACAUCGGCGCCUUCCAGGCAGCCAUCAACGAGGCGCAGCGCGUGAAGCCGUCAAGCCCAGAAAAAGAAGUGGAAAGGGACAUCUUCCUGUAUCGGGCCUACAUUGCCCAGAGAAAAUAUGGCGUGGUGCUGGACGAAAUCAAGGCCAGUUCCGGCCCAGAGCUCCAAGCUGUGCGGAUGUUUGCGGAAUACCUUUCAAAUGAGAAGCAGAGGGACGCGAUCGUGGCCGAGCUGGACAGGAAGAUGACCAAGAGCGUGGACGUCUCCGACACGACGUUCCUGCUGAUGGCGGCAUCUGUCUAUUUCCACGACCAAAACCCGGACGCAGCGCUGAGGGCCCUGCACCAGGGUGAGAGCUUGGAAUGCACGGCUAUGACCAUCCAGAUACUACUGAAGAUGGACCGACUCGAUCUGGCCCGGAAAGAGCUGAAGAAGAUGCAGGAACAGGAUGAGGAUGCGACCCUGACCCAGCUUGCGACUGCCUGGGUGAACUUGGCGGUGGGGGGAGAGAAGCUGCAGGACGCCUAUUACAUCUUCCAGGAGAUGGCCGACAAGUGGUCCUCCACUCUGCUGCUGCUGAACGGCCAGGCGGCCUGCUACAUGGCCCAGGGCAAGUGGGAAGACGCGGAAGGCGUGCUCCAGGAGGCCCUCGAUAAGGAUAGCAGCCACCCUGAGACUCUAAUCAAUUUUGUUGUCCUCUCACAGCACUUGGGGAAGCCGCCAGAGGUCACUAACCGUUACCUGUCGCAGAUGAAAGAUGCUCACAGGAACCACCCCUUCAUCAAGGAGUACCAGGCCAAGGAGAAUGAUUUUGAUCGCCUGACACUGCAGUACGCCCCAAGCGCGUGAAGCUUUCGGGACAGGAGAAAACCAGGAUUUGAGGAUCCACAGAGUGGAAUUUUAACUGGGGGGGGAGGGGGCUGAUUGGCAAGCCAGGACUGUGUCCCACCACCACCACCAUGGAUGGGAGCCCCACUGUGGGCUCAGAUGACACCUUCCCGUUCUGUGUUUCCAUCCUGUCAAGAUUCAGCGCGGGGACAAAAGCAUCCAUCCAGCUCUCUUCAACAUUCCCAAUAAAUCUUUCCUUGAAUUGA
Molecule: messenger RNA, 1298 nt
Organism: Heteronotia binoei (common prickly gecko)
Lineage: Eukaryota; Metazoa; Chordata; Lepidosauria; Squamata; Gekkonidae
Gene: COPE
Product: COPI coat complex subunit epsilon
Exons: 10
Coding region: 142-1053 (303 amino acids)
Biological process (GO): endoplasmic reticulum to Golgi vesicle-mediated transport; retrograde vesicle-mediated transport, Golgi to endoplasmic reticulum; intra-Golgi vesicle-mediated transport
Cellular component (GO): COPI vesicle coat
Molecular function (GO): structural molecule activity; protein binding
Source: RefSeq, a predicted model, not a curated record